AUGCCCAUCAAGAUUCGGUACAAGGCGCCAUCAGGCGGAGGCACACUCGACUUGGACGAUACCGCCACUGUCGGCCAGCUCUUCGAUGCCCUAAAGGAGAAGACGGUCUCCAGCGACAUUACCAUCAAAUACGGUUGGCCUCCGAAGGCCCUGGCUGCGGAUCAGGUCGAGACGUCCGUGGUUUCACUCAAUCUACACCGCGAGAGCCUGACAGUAGUUCCUGCCGAGACUGCUGCUCCGGCCCCAGCUCCAGCUCCGGCAGCGACGGCCCCGGCCGCUCCGGUCCCGGCGGACCUGUCAUUUGCCCCCAAGGAUGUCAAAGACAGGCCAGUCACCAUAAAAAUGCCCACGGACACGUAUCUUGUGCUCCGGGUCAUGCCCGACGACAACUCAUGCAUGUUCACCGCCAUCGCUGGCGCACUUCGAGGCACGAACACCGGCCUCGAUGGCUCCUCUCCCGACAAGCUCCGGCGCAUCGUGGCAGACCAUAUCCUCGCAAAGCCCGAUGUCUACACCAAGGUUGUGCUCGAGAAGGAACCUAGAGACUACUGCGCCAAUAUGCUGCGACCCGACGUGUGGGGAGGCGCCAUCGAGCUUGGCAUCAUCUCUGAGGUUUUCGGCAUCGAGAUAUGUGUUGUCAACGUCAAGGAAGGCACUAUCAUCAAGUACGGCGAGGACCAGCACGAGUUGCGCUGCGUGUUGGUGUGGUCCAACAUACACUACGACCGGGUCGCUGAGAUAUUCGACGAGAACCAAGUAGAGGACGACUUCGACGUGACGACGUGGAAUUGUCUUGAAAGUGACCAUAUCCUGAAGAGCGCCAAGGACCUCUGCAGGAAGUUGAAAGACGAAUACCACUACUUCACCGACACGAGUGACUUUGUCGUCAGGUGUAACCAGUGCGGUUGGAUUGGGCAGGGCGAGAAUGCUGUUGUCAUGCAUUCUACCAAGACCGGGCAUAUUGCCAUUGAGGAGAUUCCCGACUCUUGA
Molecule: messenger RNA, 990 nt
Organism: Neoarthrinium moseri
Lineage: Eukaryota; Fungi; Ascomycota; Sordariomycetes; Amphisphaeriales; Apiosporaceae
Exons: 3
Coding region: 1-990 (329 amino acids)
Biological process (GO): protein deubiquitination; endoplasmic reticulum unfolded protein response
Cellular component (GO): cytosol; nucleus
Molecular function (GO): cysteine-type deubiquitinase activity
Source: RefSeq, a predicted model, not a curated record